Molecule: messenger RNA, 618 nt
Organism: Nicotiana attenuata
Lineage: Eukaryota; Viridiplantae; Streptophyta; Magnoliopsida; Solanales; Solanaceae
Exons: 2
Coding region: 1-618 (205 amino acids)
Source: RefSeq, a predicted model, not a curated record
AUGGCUGAGACAACAUCCGAUCUCCCUGCCUCAGUCAUCACUCCUACCAAUCAACCUCUGGAGCCUUCCGCUCCCACUAAGCCUUCCACACCCACAAUUACUCCUACCGCUACUGUCACACCUCACUCAGUUUUUCAAUCUCUUCCUAAUUCUGAAUCCCUUGAAACUGCUGCUCCGACCUCCCCAUCAUCUGAGGCUCCCACCAGUCUAAAAACAUGUGGAGAACAAGGUCAAAACCCUAAGGUCACAAAGAGUUCUACCAUCAUUGCUACUGAUUCCAUGGUGGUAGUAGCACCAUUUGAGGAAGAGAAAAAUGUUGUAACCGUGUUUGUGGUGUCUACGGAUCGUGUGUUGCAUGAGAUCAUCUCUCAGAAAGACGAGAAUGCACUAGUAUAUGCUACUGGGGAAUCACAUGAGGAACCUGAUCCCUCUCCGGAGGACCCAGGUCAGGGCUCUCAUUCCCAGAACAGUUCUGUUCCUGCAUUCGCUGUUGUGCCCUUGGAAAUUCAAGUACCUGAAACAAGAUCCAGUGAUGAAGACGACCUAGGUGAUGUGGCUCUUGAUGCCUUCAUAAGCAAGCGGAGGGUUGUGUCCACUCCUGAGCCUAAAACCAAAUGA